AUGACCUCGGCUAGUGGUAGUAGCAGCUCUUUCAAGAGAACGAGGGGAUUCAAGCGUCCUAGCGCCAUUGACCAUACGUUGAUGGCUCUGCCCUCCGUCUACAUCGACCCCCGGAGCAUGUUCCUGGACAACAGACUAGCCAUGCAACUUGUGCCUCAAGGUCGUGGAUGUAACUGGACCGCGACAAUCAAUAUGACACCGAACCCCACCAAGUCCACAAGUCACUUACUUUCGCAGGAUAUGGCGUCACGCGCCUUCUGGCAAAAGCUACAGGCUGGUAUUCGGGCAUCGUACAACUCAUAUCUGAGCAUGUACAGGGGUAUAAAGGCGUACCCUUAUCUUCCGUUUCUAACAACGGACACACACCGCGCUGAUUCGUGA
This is a messenger RNA of Aspergillus chevalieri, 381 nucleotides long. RefSeq lists its product as uncharacterized. Lineage: Eukaryota; Fungi; Ascomycota; Eurotiomycetes; Eurotiales; Aspergillaceae. The transcript has a single exon. Bases 1 to 381 code for a protein of 126 amino acids. The record is from RefSeq and is a predicted model, not a curated record.